Messenger RNA from Cynara cardunculus var. scolymus (artichoke), 1818 nucleotides. RefSeq names its product pentatricopeptide repeat-containing protein At3g12770-like. Gene Ontology annotation, molecular function: RNA binding; protein binding. Bases 1 to 1818 code for a protein of 605 amino acids. The transcript has a single exon. Lineage: Eukaryota; Viridiplantae; Streptophyta; Magnoliopsida; Asterales; Asteraceae. The record is from RefSeq and is a predicted model, not a curated record. Gene Ontology annotation, biological process: RNA modification.
AUGUUCUCAACAAAGCCAUCGCAGUCUCCUGCUCCUCGCCAUCUUCUCCAACUUCUUCAACUGUCAAUCAGCAAUCAGUCUUUGAAACUGACCCACCAAUCCCAUGCUCGAGUUUGCCACUUGGGUCUCCAGCAACACCCUGUUGUCUUAACAAAUCUCAUCAAUGCCUACGCUCUUACCGAGAACACUGUACAAUCUCGAAAGCUUUUCGACUCCAUUGAAGUCAAGGAUGUUGGUUUAUGGAACACGUACAUCAAUGGAUUCGUAAAAAAUGAUCUUCAUCCCGAAAGUUUUAGCAUUUUUAACAAUAUGUGCCGAACCGCUAAUUCUCUCCCUGAUGGCUUCACAUUUUCGACUCUGGCUAAAGCUUCCGGCGUGAUUGGAGACUUGCUCGCCGGAAAAUGUGUUCACGGAAAGACUAUAAAACUUGGGUUUUUGUCAGAUACUAUAUUAACCAAUUCCUUGAUGUCAAUGUAUAACAAAUGUGAUAGAAUUCAAGACUCUCGUAAACUGUUUGACGAAAUGCCCCAAAGAACUAUUUCUUCGUGGAACAUAAUCUUGUCGGGAUAUGUCAGUGGUGAAAACCCCUUUCUAGAGUAUCAAGUUUGGAAAAUUUUAAAGUACAUGUUAACAGAAGGAUUGAAGCCUAAUGAAUUCACAUUAUCCAGUCUGCUUCCAAUGUGCGGAUUCAGAUUGGGGAGAUUCGAUCAUGGAAGGGAACUUCAUUGUUACAUCAUCAGAAAUGAACUUAACCUUGAUAUCUAUUCGGGUGUUCACUUAAACUGCUCUUUGAUAGAUAUGUAUUCAAGAUGUAGAAAAGUAAGUUUGGCUCGACUGAUCUUUGAUCAGAUGAGGUUUAAAAAUGUCUUCACAUGGACAGCAAUGAUGAAUGGUUAUCUACAAAUUGGGGAUGGAAAUGAAGUUGUGCUUCUAUUUUGUGAAAUGCAGAGAAGGGGCGACGUAGAACCUAACGAGGUUUCCCUUCUAACACUUCUUCCUGCUGGAAACUUAGUUGCAGGUUUGUUAGGAGUAAUGCAGAUUCAUGGGUAUUGUGCCAAAAAGAGUUUUAUCAAUCACACUUCUUUCUGCAACUGUCUAAUAGAUAUGUACUCUAAGAACGGUCUUUUGAGCCAUGCAAGGGAAGUCUUUGACCACGAUUGUCUUGCAAAAGAUGCAAUCUCUUGGGGUUCAAUGAUCUCAGGGUACGGAUUACAUGGGAAAGGUCAAGAAGCAGUUGAUUUGUAUGAUAAAAUGCUCGCAAAUGGAAUCAAGUCAGAUGCAAUUCAUGUUGUUGGAGUUCUUUCUGCCUGUAGCAGAUCAGGUUUGGUAGAAAAAGGUCUUGAUGUUUAUAGAAAAGCAACAAGUAUUUCUGGGUUCGAACCAACAAUGGAGAUGUAUUCUUGUGUGGUUGACAUUUUGGGCCGAUCAGGUCAGCUUGAUGAAGCUUUGAGUUUCAUCAAGACUCUUCCUUUAGAACCUGGACCUAGUGUCUGGGGAGCGUUUGUGAGUGCUUCUGUGCUUCACACAAACUAUGAAACAGGAGUUUUGGCUUACAAAGCGCUUAUCCAGAUCGAACCUGAAAAUCCCUCUAAUUAUGUCUCUCUUUCUAAUCUUCAUGCAACUUCUAGGAAGUGGGAUUCUGUGGCUGAAGUGCGAAGAACGAUGAAAGAAAGAAGCUUGAGGAAGUUUCCUGGUUGCAGUUGGAUUACCAUCAACAGCGAGACUCAUAGUUUCUCUGCUUCUGAUAAAGGGCAUCCUGAUUCCGGUAAGAUAUAUGAAAUCUUGAAUGAACUGAUUCUAGCGAUGAAGAAACCCUGA